AUGAGCAACCAACCACGCGGACGCGGCCAAGGCCGUGGCGGAGCUCGUGGCCGUGGAGACUCCGCCCCUUCUCGCGGUCGUGGAGACUAUCAAGGCGGAGGCGGCCGUGGCGGCUUUCGCGGCGAUCGCGGUGGAGGUGGCCCACCCGGACGAGGCCAGAGCACUCAAAUGUCCUUCAGAGGCGGUCGUGGAGGUGGCGGCGGUGGCGGCGGUGGUGGAUCAGGUGGUAUCUAUCUCUCUGGAUCCGAUGUGCCACAGCCUGAUGCAAGCAUUACGGCCGCAGAAAACGCCCUUGUUCCUCAUACCAGGGACAGAAUGUUCGAUGAAUCCCCGGGAUUCACCGGCUUUCCAGGGCGUCGAGGCUAUGCUACCAAGGGCACGCCAAUUACCUUGCGAACCAACUACCUCAAACUGACAACUGCAUACGAGCUCAACAUGGCAGACCAAGAGCAGACCUUGUUCCGCUACGAUGUCGAUGUGCGUCAGGAGAUCAGUCGUCCAAAGCGUCGGGCUCUGCUCGAUCAAAUCGUUCAACAACACCCGAAGUUCAAUGGCGUCCAUUGGGCCACUGACUACGCUCGCACGGUCGUAACCACAAAGAAGCUGGACUUGGAUAAUGGGACCUUGGAAGAUAAGCGUACGCUUCCCGGCGAAAAUGCUGCUCAGCAACCGCAAGCCUCUGCACGCAACACCUACGACUUCAAAAUCACUUACCAGGAUUCAUUCUCGCCACGUCACCUUAUUGAAUAUCUCCGCUCUACGUCGGCAGGUGCUGCGUACGCUGGUCGCACAGAUGUGGUGCAGCUUAUGAACAUCGUCUUGACGAAGGCACCAAACGGAGCCAAUGCCGUUCGCAAUGUGGGCCAAAAGUUCUAUCCAUACCAUGGCCAUCCCGGGAAGGAGCUUUACGAUCUGGGCGGAGGUCUGCAAGCACUACGAGGCUACUACUCCUCCAUUCGCCCAGCAGUGAACCGUCUCCUGGUCAAUUUAAACGUCACCGCUGGUGCCUUCUACCAGCCUGGACCUCUACUUCAGCUUUGGGACGAAGCACGCAUUCACGGCAAUCUCGACCAGCUUGAAGCUUUCUUCCGUAUGUUGAAGGUCGAUGCAGCCUACAUAAAAGAUGGCCAACAAAAGCCGUUCAGAGUCAAGAUCAAGACCAUCAUCGGCUUCGCGAAGGCCACCGACAAGAUCCAGGUUCAGCGUUUUGGCAAUGCCAACCAGGUCAGAUUCCGCUUUGUCGACUCCAGCAUCCCGAAUGCUACAGCGCGACAGAUCACUGUGAAUGAUUACUUCCGUCAAUACCACGGAAUUACCCUUAGACACCCAGAUCGUCCGGUGCUCAACGUCGGUACGCGCGCUGAUCCCCAAUACUUACCUGCCGAGCUGUGUACAGUCCGUCCUGGCCAGCCUUAUCGACGCCUGCUUAGCGGCGACCAGACUUCUGAGAUGCUCAAAUUCGCAGCCAGAUUUCCAAAUCUCAAUGCUAUGUCUAUUACCGGAACUCCCGGUGCUGGACUUGGGAAUGGUCUGCGACUCUUCCGUCUUGCCGAUCCCACCGGUGAUCCUCAGUCAACUUCCGUAAAGCCAUUUGGCUUCUCGGUAGGUACUAGCAUGAUCACAGUGCCCGGCCGCAUCCUGGAUACUCCUCGCGUAAGCUAUGGUUCGAAUUCGAAACCUGUUACGCCGCAGAAGGGCUCCUGGAACUUGCAGAGCGUUAGGUUCACCAGACCUGGAAGAUUUGACAAGUGGUCGGUUCUGAUCAUCAACCGCAAGGGCAAUCGAGGCAAUGCGCUGUUGGGGAACCCAACCGGAGACAUGCUCGCUCCUGAAAAGUUGAUCAACGAAGUGGAACAGUCCAUGAAGUCAUACGGCAUCAACAUGGGCCAACGUGUCAAGCCUACGCAGGAAAUCCUACUAGAGACCCUUGUCAUGCAGAAUCGCGACUUCAACAACCGCCAGCUACGUAACAUCUUCGCGAAGGCGGAGAGCAUAGGCAUUAGGUUCCUCUUCAUCAUCAUUCCGGAAGCCGACAAGUGGUUGUACGCUCGCAUCAAAUACUUUGGUGACGUUGAAUUCGGUAUACACACUGUCUGCUCUGUAGGAUCGAAGCUUCAGAAGCCUAAUGGACAGGGCAUGUACAUUGGUAAUCUGGCACUCAAGUUCAACUUGAAGGGUGGUGGCGUAGCGCACCAUGUGCCAAAUACCUUCAGCAAACCACUCGACAACAAGACAAUGCUGUUCGGCAUCGAUGUUACCCACCCGUCGCCAGGCUCCUCGAAGGGUGCGCCAUCAAUAGCUGCCCUUGUUGCCAGCGUCGAUGAGCAUCUGUUCCAAUGGCCAGGCUCGAUCCGCACACAGGAUAGCCGCCAAGAAAUGGUUGAUGGGCUCGAAGAAAUGGUGAUUGAGCGUCUAAACUUGUGGCGUAAGAAGAACAACUUUCUGCCCAACAAAGUUAUCAUUUACCGAGAUGGCGUCUCGGAAGGCCAGUAUAGACAGGUCCUACAGAUGGAACUGCCGUCUUUCGAAAAGGCCUUUACGAAGCUCUACGGUAGCAAGGAGAAGUGGCCGAAGAUGACCAUCAUCAUCGUUGGCAAGCGUCAUCACACUCGAUUCUACCCGACUCGUGAGCAGGACGCAGAUUACAAUCCACAGCGCCAGAAGGGUUCUUGGAACCCACUCCCGGGCACAGUCGUCGACCGUGGUAUUGCCGACAAGAUCCUAUACGAGUUCUGGUUACAGGCACAUUCAGGACUUCAAGGCACAGCACGACCCGCUCACUACGUAGUCAUCAAGGACGAAAUCAAGUUUGAGGCGGAUGAACUUCAGCAAUUCACACACUACCUCUGCUACCUCUUCAGCCGUGCGACAAAGGCUGUGUCUAUCUGCCCACCAGCGUACUACGCAGACCUUCUUUGCGAGCGUGGCCGUGCCUAUUUGUUCAGCGUCCUAGCUGAGAGUCAUGGCAGUGAUUCUUCAGUCUUCAACGCCGGACAAGAGUGGUCUCGUGAUGUGCACCCACGCCUCGCUGAGAGCACGUGGUACAUCUAA
This is a messenger RNA of Pseudocercospora fijiensis CIRAD86, 3051 nucleotides long. RefSeq lists its product as uncharacterized. The record is from RefSeq and is a predicted model, not a curated record. Lineage: Eukaryota; Fungi; Ascomycota; Dothideomycetes; Mycosphaerellales; Mycosphaerellaceae. Gene Ontology annotation, molecular function: RNA binding; protein binding. The transcript is spliced from 3 exons. Bases 1 to 3051 code for a protein of 1016 amino acids.